Dothidotthia symphoricarpi CBS 119687 is the source of this 1279-nucleotide messenger RNA. RefSeq lists its product as uncharacterized. The record is from RefSeq and is a predicted model, not a curated record. Lineage: Eukaryota; Fungi; Ascomycota; Dothideomycetes; Pleosporales; Dothidotthiaceae. The coding region runs from base 153 to 989 and encodes 278 amino acids. Gene Ontology annotation, cellular component: membrane. The transcript has 2 exons.
UUUCAGCCGUCCGCCCAGCCUCUCAAUCUUUUGCAAACUGGGAAGAAAGAGGGAGUCCUCCCAACAACACGUCGCAACCCCCCAUCGCAGCCGCUGUCGCACCUACUGCACCCUAGAACUCUUCGCUGUCACCAUCCACAUCGCUUGGCAAAAUGGCGUUUACGAAACGACUGACGACACCCUAUACGGGAACGUUCGAUCAUACGCAUAGAUUCGAAACGUCUUGGAUCAUCUCGCCUGGUCUACUCUUUGGUCUCCGAGCUCUUUUAUCGCUUUACGCAUUCACCACAUUGUUCACCAUCUUUGGCUUCAAUGGCAGCCGCGGCAUGUCUGAGGCCUCACGCUAUUCGUUCUCGUACUUCACAUACCUGACAUAUUGGGGCCUCGCGUUCUACAAUGCUGUCAGUGCUGUGCAUACCUGUAGCUAUUGGCUCACUGGGACCCCGUUGUUAGCGCGGUGGCCAAGAGCACUUCAGAUAGCGCAUAGCAUGUUCUACUCUACUAUUGUGAUAUAUCCUUGGAUUGUUACUGCCGUUUACUGGGGAAUCCUCGCACCCGGCCGUUUUCCGUCUGCUUUGUCACUCUGGGCAAACACAUCUCAACAUGCCCUCAAUUCGGCCUACGCUUUGUUUGAGAUCGUCAUUCCUCGGACUGAGCCGUUGCCUUUCUUCGACAUAAUACCCACUAUCAUCAUUCUGGCCUUGUACCUUGCAUUGGCGUAUCUCACGUACGCCACGGAGGGCUUUUAUACAUACGGCUUCCUCGACUUGCAGGAGAAUUCAUCAGGCAUCGUGGCUGCUUACAUCGUUGGCAUUCUGGUCGUUGCAAUCAUCAUUUUCCUUGUUGUAAGGUAUCUUAUUGUGCUUCGUGUUUGGAUCACUGAAAAGAAAUUGAACAAACUUGGGAAGUUUUCGGCCCGCGGAAGCUUUACAGAAGUUGACGCCGAAGCGGAAAAGGGUAUCCCGCUACGCGACGUUAACGAGAGAUGAAGGCUGGAAUCUAGACCUAGGGGGAUAAGUUGUUAAUAGACUGUAAUGUUUUCUUUCCGUUCAGUAUUGUCUAAUAGUCCUUAACAACCGCGAUCAACCCCACUGCUGAUCUUCGGCUCGCGUUUGCGUCAAUCUCUUACUUUCUUUUUCCCACUCUUUUAGUUCCGUGGCAUGAACGCCUUGACCGUUUGAUACCCCCGCUUCUCAGGCCACAUGAUAAGGUAGGUAUCGACCGGAAGCUGUGCGUCGGAAUCGCCCGAAGCCUAGUCAAAGCGCAGAUCCCACGUCUG